This is a messenger RNA of Pteropus alecto (black flying fox), 2719 nucleotides long. It is a transcript of the gene SLC49A4, whose product is annotated as disrupted in renal carcinoma 2. Gene Ontology annotation, cellular component: membrane; intracellular membrane-bounded organelle. Lineage: Eukaryota; Metazoa; Chordata; Mammalia; Chiroptera; Pteropodidae. Bases 398 to 1738 code for a protein of 446 amino acids. Gene Ontology annotation, biological process: transmembrane transport. Gene Ontology annotation, molecular function: transmembrane transporter activity. The record is from RefSeq and is a predicted model, not a curated record. The transcript has 8 exons.
GACACUUCCUACAGCAACCCGGAUUCCUUGCCCAACCUCCUCUAAUACAGCCUCCCUGGGAGUUUCCUUUUUCCCGGGCUCAGCCGCGCUCCUCUCCGCCAUUCCAAUUCCUCUCCAUCCAUCCUUCGGGACGCCGGAUCCAUUCGGUCUCCUGUCACCGCCUGGGGGGAGGAGGCACGGUUCCAAUUUGCACCCCAGCCUCCUCCUGGCUCGCCGCACCUGCCACCCCUCCCUGCCUAGGGCAGGCUCUCUCGGCGCAAGCGCACUAGGCGCGGCCGGGAGGCCGAGGGCGACUAUAGCAGCCUCGGCCUCCACCUCCUCCGGCUGUAUCUGCGCGGGGCUGGUCGGUGGCCGCGGGGACCGCGCUGGGCAGGGGCCCCGCGGACCGCGCGUCGCCAUGGGCACCAGCUGGAGCAGCGAAGAGGAGCGGCAGCCGCUGCUGGGGCCGGGACUGGGGCCUGCGCCGGGGGCUGCCCGGAGAAGCCGAGAGGCGGCAGCGGCGGCGGCGGCGGCGGCAGCAGCGCUACCCGCGGCCGCCCAAGGUCCCGGGCGGGUGUACGGGCGCCGCUGGCUAGUACUUCUGCUCUUCUCGCUGCUGGGGUUUGCUCAGGGCCUGGUCUGGAACACCUGGGGUCCCAUCCAGAACUCGGCGCGCCAGGCCUAUGGCUUCUCCAGCUGGGACAUCGCGCUGCUCGUGCUGUGGGGUCCCAUCGGUUUCCUGCCCUGCUUCGCGUUCAUGUGGCUCCUGGACAAGAGAGGUCUUCGGAUAACUGUGCUUCUGACAUCCUUCCUUAUGGUUUUGGGAGCUGGCCUAAGAUGCAUACCUAUAACAGACUUAAUGCUUAAAAGAAGACUAAUCCAUGGAGGACAGAUGUUAAAUGGAUUAGCAGGUCCAACUGUAACGAAUGCAGCUCCAUUCCUCUCCACUACAUGGUUUUCUGCAGAUGAACGGGCUACUGCCACAGCUAUUGCGUCAAUGCUCAGUUAUCUUGGGGGAGCAUGUGCAUUUUUAGUUGGACCACUUCUUGUUCCAGCUCCCAAUGGGACGUCGCCUCUUCUUGCUUCCGAGAAUAGCAGGGCCCACAUUAGAGAUCGCAUAGAGAAUGUAUUAUAUGCAGAAUUUGGAGUUGUUUGCUUACUGUUUUCUGCAACUCUAGCUUAUUUCCCACCUCGGCCUCCUCUUCCUCCCAGUGUUGCUGCAGCUAGCCAGCGGCUCAGUUAUCGGCGGAGCUUUUGUAGAUUAUUAAGCAAUUUGAGAUUUUUGAUGAUUGCGUUAGCAUAUGCCAUACCACUUGGUGUAUUUGCUGGCUGGUCUGGAGUUCUGGACUUAAUUUUAACACCAGUGCAUGUCAGCCAAGUAGAUGCUGGCUGGAUUGGAUUUUGGUCCAUAGUUGGAGGCUGUGUUGUUGGAAUAGCUAUGGCAAGGUUUGCAGAUUUUAUCAGGGGUAUGCUGAAACUAAUUCUUCUCCUCCUGUUUUCUGGGGCUACGCUAUCAUCUAUGUGGUUCACCCUGACCUGUUUGAACAGCAUCACACAUCUGCCUUUAACCACAGAAUUUAGCUACCGAGGAAACCAAAAUCAGAAGAUUGGUACUGAGCAUGAAAUGAAGCCACGGGAUUUGCAUGGCCAUGUGGGGGUUUUCAGACAGGGCCCCUGCUUCCCCCUGCCGCCUUCUCUCUCUAUAUCAUGCUUGAUAAAAAUCAAUAAAAUCAAAUCUGUCUUUUCAAGACUUCGUUAGUCCCCUUUCAGUAUGUCCUCAUCAUUAUCAUUCUUUUAUAAUUUGCAAUUAUUUUAUUAUAUGCAAAUUAUGAUUCUUUUUCGGGUAUUACACUUUGAUUUGCCUGAUUACAAAUUACAUGUGAGAAAUAUGUGUUGAAGGAUUAUUUCCAAACAUAGAUCCUAAAAAAGGGUAAUUUCAUCACUGGUUUGUGAAUUCUUACUUAAAAGUAGCACUUUCUGGUCCUUAAGAGUUUGCUUUUCCCUGUCAUUUAUUUCAGUGUUGUCUUGUUUUUAAUUCCUGGGCUCAUCUGUGUUUGGGUCAGUAGCCAUCUCUGCUCUGAUUGCCAACUGACCAAUAAAUUAUUAUAAAGUAUUUUGUAGGUAGAAUAUUCUAUGAAAGCUACCGGAUAUAUUCCAUCCCUACAUUUCCUAAUGGACCACUAAUGAGUCAUGUGUUAAACAGAUGUGUUGAUUGAUUUACAUGAUCUACAUGUAGCAAAAAUACAGUGAGCAUCAGGUGUUGGAUUUUGUUCUGUUUUUAAGAAUCUCUUGAAAAUUACUUCAUGUUUUAAAUGGUAUUUAUUAUAAGUAUCAGAUGCUUUCCAUUUAAUUCUGUAGAUAAUUCGGUCACUGGUUCAGCCAGCAAUAUGUUCUUUAUUCACUGUCAUCCUCAUGUUCUCUAUUUUAAUAUGCGUCUUCUAUUCAAAGAAAGAGUAAUCACCAGCUAUUUAUGUUAUUAGAAUGUACUAAAUAUUUUUUAAUCCUGAAAGACCAGUAUAAUUAGAAGAGAAAAUAAGAAUAGAGGUAAAUUGGAGGAAUCCUAUUAGAAAACAGUGGAUGCUAUUUGUUUGCCCCUUCAGCAAUGUCAUGGACUGUUGAUUAUUGUAAUCAAUUAUGAUAAAUUCUGUGAAUAAUACAUAACAGGUUUAGGGUAACUCCCUCAUUUCUUGCAUUUCCUGUACAGAAAAUGUUUUCUUAAUAAAUGUUUUUAUUAAAAAUA